This is a messenger RNA of Tribolium castaneum (red flour beetle), 3232 nucleotides long. Its product is annotated as dnaJ homolog subfamily C member 10-like. NCBI's taxonomy places the organism in Eukaryota, Metazoa, Arthropoda, Insecta, Coleoptera, Tenebrionidae. The transcript is spliced from 11 exons. Gene Ontology annotation, cellular component: endoplasmic reticulum lumen. Gene Ontology annotation, molecular function: misfolded protein binding; protein-disulfide reductase activity; oxidoreductase activity, acting on a sulfur group of donors, disulfide as acceptor. The record is from RefSeq and is a predicted model, not a curated record. Bases 262 to 2619 code for a protein of 785 amino acids. Gene Ontology annotation, biological process: IRE1-mediated unfolded protein response.
CAUUACUGUAUACUCAAUGAAAAUAGACAUGUGUUUGGUUAAAUUAAGUUUAUAAAUAGAGCAUUAGCAAUUCUAAUUCUAAUGUGGAAUUAGUACAUCAGAGAGGAAACCGACGAGGAUAUGUAGGAAGCAAAGUGGGUGUCGUGUGUUUGAACAAGCUUAAAGUGCUGGAAAUUAUCGGAAUCAUUGGCUUAUCAAAAAACGCAAUUUUAUUUUUUAUACAGGAAGCUCCUGUGACUCAAAAUUACAAAUUAGCAAAAAAUGUUUGUUAUCAAAAACACAGUUUUUUUACUCGCUUUUAUCGCGUGCUAUUUUGUAAAUAGUUCCGGUGGUGAAGAUGAAGAUUUUUACAAAUUGUUGGGGGUGCCUAGGGACGCCACAGUUAAGGAGAUUAGGAAGGCUUUCAAAGUGCUAGCUGUGAAAUUGCAUCCAGAUAAAAAUCAGGAUGAUAAAGAGGCUGAUCAAAAAUUUAUUAAAAUUGCUAGGGCUUAUGAGAUUCUAAAAGACCCAGACACUCGAAAGCAUUACGAUUUGCAUGGGGACACAGAGUCCUCACAAAAAAAACAACAGUAUCAUAGUUAUACGUAUUACAGGGACCAGUUCGGCAUUUAUGAUGAUGACCCCCUCAUUGUUACCUUAAGCAGGGCCGAUUAUGAAUUGAACAUUUUGGACGCGAGUCAGGCUUGGUUCAUAAAUUUCUACUCUCCUAACUGUCACCACUGCCACGAGUUGGCCCCAACUUGGCGCAAACUGUCUUCCGAAUUAGAGGGGGUGAUCAGAAUUGGCGCUGUUAACUGUGAAGAUGAUUGGUCCUUGUGUUACCAACUCAGUAUUGAAUCUUACCCUACUUUACUCUAUUACGAGAAAGAGGCCCACCUUCACGAGGGCCAGCGUUACCGCGGCCCUCGAACUCUAGACGCUUUGAAAGAGUACGUUUUGUCGAAAAUAACUGUUAGUGUAAAAAAUGUAGAUAAGGAAAAUUGGGAGCGAGACUUAAGGAAGCAACAAUGGUUGCUGUUUUUGUGUGCUGGGGAUAAUCCUAAUUGUCCUGAACACGAGACUAGACUCAAACUGGCGGCCAUUUUAGACGGGUUAAUGUCAGUGGGAGUUGUAAAAGAUCUGGAAUUGUGUGAUAAAAUUUCGAAUACUCAUAAAAGCAACCCUAUUGUAUUAUGGCAAGUGGAUAAGGAGAAGAAUAGUGAUUCUGAAAGUUUUGCAAUUUUGCAUAAUGUGCAAGGAUCUGAUAGUAAAGAGAUUCUCGAGAAUAUUUUAGGUAUUUUACCGAACCCCGAGUCGCUAAAUGAGCAACAAUUUAAGGAAAUUAGGGCGAAACUACGCAACGGUGACGAAAACCCGUGGCUGUUGUGUUUCUACCUCGGCACAGCCACGGAUUUAAACCUCCAACUCAAACGUCUUCCUUCCAUGAUCCCUUCCAUAAACAUAGGUUUGAUCCACUGUGGCAAAAACUCGGCUUUAUGCUCAAGCCUCCACAUCUCGCGUUACCCCAACUGGGGCAUUUUGAAAGUGGGGGGCGCCUUCGAGCUGCACCACGGCCGCGACGUCCUCCACGAACUCUCCGCCUUUGCCCGCGACAGCAGCAAGGCCCAAAACCUGCACGCCUUAUCCCCUGCCGAUUUUUCCAACAUUCUAAACGGCCACAGUGCCUGGUUUGUGGACUGGUACGCCCCCUGGUGCCCCCCCUGCCGGCGCCUCAUGCCCGAGCUGCGGAGGGCGAGCCACCACUUCGCCCCCGAAGUCGUCCAAUUCGGGACUGUUGACUGCACGUUACACAGGAAUUUGUGCUCGCAGAACGGGAUCUCCUCCUAUCCCACCACAAUCCUGUACAACGGCAGCCGGACGCAGGUGUUCCACGGGACGCCCUCCGAGGACGGGAUCGUCGAGUUUAUCUCAGACAUGAUCGCGCCAACUGUUAUAACCCUGGAUGACUCGUCUUUUGUCCGGCUGAUGCGCAAGCCGGAGGAUGAGCUCUGGGUGGUUGAUUUUUUCGCCCCGUGGUGCGGCCCCUGCCAGAAGCUGGCCCCCCAGUGGCGCAAGCUCGCCAAACAACUGGCCGAGUUUCCGCAAAUUAGGGUGGCUCAAGUGGAUUGUGUCGCAAAUUCGGAUUUGUGUAGCGCGCAAAAUGUGCGGGGUUAUCCGACGAUUCGGGUUUAUCCCUUGGGAAGCAAGGGCAUGAAUACCGUUGGGAUGUACAACGGCAAUCGCGACGUCGUCUCGCUGAAACGCUGGGUUUUGAACUUGCUGCCGUCGCCCGUCGUCGCAAUGGACGCUGAAGCGUUCAAAGAGCAAAUCCUAACGAGGAAAUUCAUGACGCCGUGGCUUGUCGAGUUUUAUGCGCCUUGGUGCGGCCACUGUACACAUUUCGAGCCCGAAUUUCGCAAAGUUGCAAACAAAUUAGAAGGGGUUAUAAGAAGUGCCAAAGUCGACUGCGAGGCCGAACGAAUGUUUUGCGGCAAUUUACGUGUCAAUAGUUAUCCUUCACUAUUUUUGUACUUAUCACCGACCGAAAAAAUCGAAAUUGACACGCUAAACGUCCCCGAAAUUAUUAGCCAAGUCAGGAAUUUGGUCACAAACAGGCAUUUGCAGCAUGACGAACUUUAAACGGAGUGUCAAUGUCGAAAAUUAUGCAACACUGAGGCCAUUUACUUUUUAUUUGCGACUUUCUAAAGUAAAAUAACUGUUUUGCUAGCCUGUAAUUGAGAACGAAUUUCGCAAUUUUAACAAGAUUUUGUUAUACAGGGCGUUUAAAAUUUGCAAAUUUGUGGUUUUAAACACUCUGUAUAACAGCCGGUUUCUGGCCCAAAAAGCCAGAUCUGAACUUCGUAGUUCCAAAGCUUUAACCAAAUCUCUGAUACUUAUUUAACGUACAGGGUGCGCAAUUUAACGUAAAAUAGGAACAUAGUUGGCUAUGACAUUUUCGAAAAGCUUAUUUUUCUGAACUUGUUUAUAAGUCAAAUACAAAAGACGAUAGCGAGAUGUGGUUUUGACCGAAAUUAUUGUUUCAAAAAAACGGACUCGAGAAUGUGUCACUUGUUUUUUUUAACCUCUUAGUUUCGGAGAAAAAUGCCCACCCUGUACAGUGUGUGACACAGUGUAUUGUUUUGUGAAAGAGCUAAUUAGGCGUUGUACGUGCUACUCAGAAAAGUGUGAUACAGUUUAAUAUUUUUGUACAUUUGGUUUCUAUACAUGAAAUAAAAAUUGAUUUCCUAAUCAA